AUGAAAGUCCUCAGGCAAGGUGACCCACUUUCACAUUUCCUCUUUAAUACUGUAGCUGAGGGCCUCAAUAUUCUUAUGGAAAAAGCAAAAGAAGAGGGCUUGCUUAGAGGAGUAAAAGUUGGGCCAAAUGAAUUGAUACUAUCACACUUGCAGUUCGUUGAUGAUACUACUAUACUUUGUGAAGCUGAUUGGGAGGAAAUUGUUGCUGUGAAAAGAAUAUUAAGAUGCUUCGAGUUGAUGUCAAGUCUCAAAAUAAAUUUUUAUAAAAGUAUAGUGUAUGGGGUAGGUGUUCGGGAUAAUUUAGUGAAGGUUUUUGUAACAAAACUUAACUGCCUUAGCCAAAAGUUGCCAAUGAACUAUCUGGGGCUACCAUUAGGAGCAAAUCUAAGGAGAAUGAGUACAUGGAAACCAAUGGUGGAUAAGUUCAAGAGCAAGUUAGCUUCAUGGAAGAAGAGGUAUUUGUCUUUUGUAGGAAGAUUAACUCUCAUAAAGUCCGUUUUGUCCAGCUUGCCAAUCUAUUUCCUAUCCAUCUUCAAGAUGCCAGUGGGUAUUGCAAAAUCAUUAGACAUAAUUCAAGCCAAUUUUUUGUGGGGAGUAUCUGAAAUCAGGAAAAAAGUGCACUUAGUCAAUUAG
Messenger RNA from Camellia sinensis, 633 nucleotides. The record is from RefSeq and is a predicted model, not a curated record. NCBI's taxonomy places the organism in Eukaryota, Viridiplantae, Streptophyta, Magnoliopsida, Ericales, Theaceae.